UGAUGUUCAACGGACAUAGAAACACCAACAGUCAAGGAUUCAUUGCCAUUGAUGACAUUACAGUGAAGGAGGGGGCCUGCAGUAAUCAGAAUGCGUGUGGGUUUGAUUCCGGUUGGUGUGGCUUUGAGAACGAUGUCAGUCAUACGGGUCGAUGGGAUCGCAAGAGAGGAACAGAACAUGAGGUGGAUCACAACUAUGGAACUGAAAAUGGUUUCUACAUGACGGUGAUGCCAUCAACCUCUACACAGGCUGAAGUAGUUCAGCUGCUCACACCUGAGUUCACCUCGGCUGCAGAGAUAUGUGUGCGCUUCUGGUACUGGAUUCCUGUCGGGUCUUCUAAUAUCCCUUAGCCGUGCAUGUGCAGAG
Cottoperca gobio is the source of this 366-nucleotide messenger RNA. Its product is annotated as enteropeptidase-like. Gene Ontology annotation, cellular component: membrane. The record is from RefSeq and is a predicted model, not a curated record. The transcript has 4 exons. NCBI's taxonomy places the organism in Eukaryota, Metazoa, Chordata, Actinopteri, Perciformes, Bovichtidae. Bases 3 to 350 code for a protein of 115 amino acids.